Molecule: messenger RNA, 417 nt
Organism: Rotaria sp. Silwood2
Lineage: Eukaryota; Metazoa; Rotifera; Eurotatoria; Philodinida; Philodinidae
Source: the annotation of a GenBank genome assembly
AUGAGUGCAUUGACAUUCGUUGUACCGGAUAUUGUUCUUGUCAUUUUGUGUCGUCGCCUAGUAAAUUAUGUACAUCAAAUCUCAUCAAGAGUCAAUGGUAAUCACCAAUUACGAAUGUAUCGAGAUUUGACAAUGAUCCGUCGCAUUGUAUUACUCAACUUUCAAUUCGUACUUCUCGGCAUUCCAGCAAUUAUUUUUAUGCUGAUGAAUAUAAUUCGUCCUAAUCUUUUACCUCACUAUUGUAUGCGAGUCUUAAUCAUAAUUGGGAAUGUAACAUUGGACUUUUUGCUUAUUGUUCUCUGCCAGAAUACACCAAGUCUUCAACGAAGUAUUGCUGAUUGUUUCAAUUUAGCACCUGGUUUUCUAAUAAACAAUGCCAAUCGGAUCAGACCAAAUACAGAAGCUCAGCGCUUUUGA